UUCUACCGAGCAGAUUAGUUUUCACGUAACAUCGAUGCAUAAUUUUACACGGAGAAGACGUGAGCCAUCGUACUAUUGCUUACCUUUUCAAACUAUUGAAUAAACUAUUUUAUCAUUCUUUCCGCUCACCAAUUUCUCAUUAAGGAGCAAGGAACACACAUAAACAAAACGGGACAUGCACAAGUUUUAUCAGAGCGGAAAUGACCUUGGAUUUGUGCUAGUUAUAUCAUUUUAUAAAUAUUGGGCGCACUUAAUAUAAACCGUAUCGAAUAUCAAAACCUUUACCAGACAGGAAUUUCAAACAACAGCUCGUCUGAGCGUGAUAUACCAUCAUGUCGAACAAGGUAGACAAUGAAUAUAUAUUCAGAGCCAUUCACAUCGGCGACAUGGCAGAAUUCACAGACAUACUGGAACGUCAUCCAACGCUGAAUAUCAACAUUCAAAACGACGAAGGUGAAUCGCUAUUGAUCCAUUGCGUAAAGCGUUCGGGAACGAAAUGGACACCAGUUAUCGGGGGCGAAUUUCGCGCAAUAUGCAAAAUUUUGAUCAAGCGCAAUAUUGACGUUAAUCUACGCGACGCAUCGGGCAAAACUGCUGCGAAUUACGCGGCAGAGCUGCAGCAGUUGGAAAUUUUAAGGCUGUUGAUACAACACGGAGCGCAACUCGAUAGCGCAGUGUUGGACCGCGUCAUUGACAAGGAAGACUGGAUACUAGUUAUCUGCGCGUCAUUCGCCAAAGAGUCAGGACAAGGAAACGAACAUGUGAAUGGUGAUCAAAUGUAUGGAAGCACAAUGCAUCCGAUGGCUGUGCGAACUAUUUCCGGAGAUUAUCGAGAAGAGAAACGAAGAUUCUUUAACAGCGCUGCAUAUUGUGGUUACAGAAAACAACAUUGAUGCAUUGAAGAUUUUGUUGGAGUUCAAAACAGAUCUUGAAACGGUUGAUAACAACGGCCAUACUGCCUUGCAUUUUGCUGUUGACUAUGGUCAUACGGACUGUGUGCUGACCCUCCUCAAUAGUGGUUCACUGGUCAACUGUCAGGACGUUUCAGGUGCAACACCGCUGCACUAUGCUAUCAAUGCGGGCUCACAAGAUGAUGACGUCAUAAUCAAGCAACUGCUAAAGUUUGGCGCGUCUACGUCGUUGGCUGAUCGAAACGGUCGCUUGCCGCUUCAUUGGGCAGCUAAUUACGGGAACCCAACUGUAUGUGUAUCAAUGGUUGAAAAUGGAUCUCCCGUGAACUCGAGGUGCAAUGAUGGACACACAGGUACAAUAUAGCCCAGCCUUAAAAAUAUCUUUUGCUAACUCUAUAGAAAGAGUGGUUUGGAAUCGACAAAGUUACCCAGUAUAUAAACAAUAGUUUUGGUUCAAUUCUUGGUUUCAAUCCAGGUUUCCCCACAAAUCCAGAAGUACUUAACUUUUCAUUUGCCUUCUUCAGCUCUGCACAUUGCCGCGAGUCAUGGCCACGAGGAAUGUAUCCGAGUUCUGAUCACGAAAUGCGGGGCAGAUAUGAACAUCGAGGACAAAUAUGGAUACACGCCGUUAUUUAAUGCCAUCAUCACAAGACAUGUUCAGUGUGCAAAACUUUUAUUGCAACAUAAGGCUUUGCCAAACCACAGAGACGCAAAGGGCAAUAGGUAAACAAACACAAAUAUCUUAAGACUGAAAAGUUGACAACAGCCAUUUUUUUACUAUGAUCCAGUGGUUUUUUAUUGUUAUAAUUUUGCCUUGCACGUGUAAAACGGCCUUUAACAAAAACUUGACAACCGACUUGGAAUAAAACAAGAGCUGUAGAAAAACGUACCCUCAGGGGACACGAAUUUUGAUCCAUACUGCAAAUAGAUCGUGACAAAAAUAUGAAGGCGAGCAUAUUUAAUAGAAUUCGUUCAACACAUAAAGAAUAGAGCUCCAGUCAGAUGACUUGUAAAUUUAAUGUAACUACGUUUUCUAUCUCCUUUGCAAUAGAUUACAUAAAUUAUUUAAGAAAAUCUCCAGAGCAAAGAUCAUUUUGAGAAAGGUCUUCAUAUAGCUUGGAAUCACCAUUGAAGAAGUUGUCUGCCUUCUUGCAAUUCUUCACAAAACCUUUGCCUGCAAUCAAAAAGCUCACUCACACUCACUCAGUGUGACAUAUAAAUUUUGUUAUUAUUUAUUGAAAAUGAGUCAAGAGUUUUGAUUGGCCAGCAGCUGUUGGCGAAAUCGUCAUAUCCGCUCGGCAGCUGCCCAAAUUUGGACAGUGACGUCACUUCGUCGGAUAUGAAAAAAAUUAUUGCACGUUUGACGUCACUUCGUCAGAUAUGAAAAAAAUUAUUGCACGGUAUGACGUCACGCUAAUUUAUGCGGCUUGUGCCAAAACCUAAAAGCGGGAAAAUACGAAUGGCUUCAUCAAAGGAAAGGUUCAAUUUUUGCAAAUAAAUAAUAAAACAAUUAUUGAAUUCGGUUCUCGCAGGAUAUGAGGAAUUAUCAAGGCCUCGGUUUGUGUUAUCCGCCUCAGCCUUCGGCUUCGGCAGAUAACACAAACCUCGGCCUUAAUAAUUCCUCAUAUCCUGCUCAACCUCAUUCAAUAAUUGUUUAUUAUUAGUGAUCAAUGAGAAAGAUUAUUUCUUAAUCAAUGCAAAGAUUAGGGGAUGGUAAGGUAAAAUACAAAAAAUCAAUCCUUCAUUCGCGUGAAAAUACCGCCAUGAAAACGUUAUGAGAACAUUGCAAUCCCCCCAACUCAAUUAGCUUGAGUGGUGUGACUGAGCUUUUAGAAUCCAGGCGCUAAUCUUGUGUCACAAAAUGUCAGAAACUGAGUAUUCACUUCAAUAGCUUUGAUAGCUGACUGAAAACAGUCUGGCAACUGUUUUAAAAACAUCUUAAGAACGACGAGUUGUAAUCGUGUGACGUUUCUAAGCUCAUUUUAUAUGUUCUCCAACAGUGCAGCGCACCUAGCCUCAUCUAAAGGACUAAUUGAGGUAUUACAGGAGCUUGUUCACCACCAGGGUUCGCUUGAACACAGAAACAACGCCGGCGACCUCCCGUUACACGAGGCUGCCUUGUUUCAACGAUUAGAUAUUGUGAAGCACAUCAUUACAAGUCGAUGCGAGGUUGAUGUACGCAAUAACCAAGGCCUUACACCACUACAUCUUUGCGCCUCGGUAGGAUCAAUUGCUGUGUGUGAAUGCCUGUUAAAAGGAGGUGCUGAUAUCAACUGCAUUAAUACACAGUGUAAGAACGGACUCUACAAGUUCCUAACACCGCUUGACCUGGCGCGGAUGAACAAGCAUGCGGAAUGUGUAAAUUACCUUCAAAUCAACGGCGGUAGGAGUGGAGAACGGAUGACCACGGCUGCUUCAAGGAAAAUACAACGAUGGUGGAAAGCACGCAGACCUCCUAAAAUAGCACUGGGAUCCAAUAGGGAAUAUGCUGAGGAAUGUUCGGAGGAAAUGAUGGAAGCAACUCAGGACACACCUGAACGAUCUACCGAGGAGUAUAUUACGCAGACAGAAAACACGGGCGGACGGAAAAAAGAUGAAGAGGCUUCCGGGCCCAAGCAAGGUGAUGAUUUGAUUGACCAAAUAAACGGACAAGAGUCUUCUUGCAUAGACCGAUGUAAUCCUCCUCGACAAAUCAAGGGGACCUUGGACCAAAAUCCAUCCUUGAUAAACAGUGCAGAAAAUGCUGAGAAUGCGUUAAAGAGAGCUGAAGAAACAAGCACUUUAGAUGUAGAUGAUGAGUUGGAAACAACGUUCCCGGAGAGUAAUGAAAUUGAAGUUCACACCCCUGCUAAAACCAUGGAACCAUCGGCAGAUUUGCCAGAAAAUCAGCAAGAUUGUGGCGUGGUCCCAAAGCAGGCCGAUCAGAAAGAGAACGUUGAUGGGAUAAGAACAAAAACCGCUUCAAAACUAGAAACACGACAGGCAAUCAAGCAGCGUUUGAAAGAAUCCUUGGAAAAGGAGAAAUUAAGGAAGGAAAAACUAAGCGAGGAAAUUGAACGUUUGAAGAACGAUCUGGAAGAUCGUUGUCUUCGUUUGGAAAAGCGUUUAGGGGCAAUCCAACAAAAUUUGAAGAAACUAUAGGGUAUGUUUUUACGACUGUUGUAUACGACUUGCCGAAGAUAAAUAG
Dendronephthya gigantea is the source of this 4098-nucleotide messenger RNA. Its product is annotated as putative ankyrin repeat protein RF_0381. The transcript is spliced from 10 exons. Gene Ontology annotation, molecular function: protein binding. Bases 2898 to 4052 code for a protein of 384 amino acids. The record is from RefSeq and is a predicted model, not a curated record. Lineage: Eukaryota; Metazoa; Cnidaria; Anthozoa; Malacalcyonacea; Nephtheidae.